AUGCUUCCCCCCCGCGCUUCCAGCCACGGUCGAGACUCCACUGCCAGCACCGCGCAGGCCACUGACGAUGACGACGAGGACGACGAGGAAGAGGAAGAGGACGCAGACGAGGAGCCCAAGCUGAAGUACACCCGGCUGACGUCUAACUUGGGCUCUGUCUACCGGAAUGGCGAUGCGACGAGCUCCUUCAUGGUUGCGGGGGACAAAAUGAUCAUGGGAACACACAAUGGCAAUAUCCAUGUCCUCACUAUCCCGUCCUUCCAGCCCUUGCGCCUAUACAGCGCCCAUACCGCGUCUGUCACCGCCGUCUCCGUGUCUCCGUUCCCGCCGCCUCUUCCGUCUGUAAGGCCCGAUGUCCCCCCCAGCCGGCCAGUCGAAGCACCGGGUACUCCACAGAAGGCACCCUCAGUAUCAGCCGGCCAGACGGCGUCGCCGCGAACCCCACGACAGCCACCUGUUCCCUCUACCCCAUCAAAUUCAAUAUUCAUAGCCACCUCAUCCAUAGAUGGCCACGUUUGCGUGUCGUCGCUCGUAGAUCCCAGGGAUGUUACGUUACGGAACUUUGCGCGUCCCGUACAAGCGGUAGCGCUAUCACCGGAGUACAAAUCCGACAGAACGUAUCUAUCGGGAGGCUUGGCUGGCAAUCUGAUUCUCACUUCUGGUGGUCAACCGGGCGUGAAGGCUAAUGCGAACACGAACAAUGCUGCGGCUGCAGCUCAGGGAUGGCUAGGGGCGAUCGGGUUCGGUGGCAAUUCUGGACGAGACACGAUUUUGCAUUCCGGGGAGGGCGGCAUCAGCACGAUCAAAUGGUCGCUCUCUGGAAAGUACGUGGUCUGGGUCAACGAGCAAGGCAUUCGGAUCAUGCGGACGAAUCUACAGCUGGAAAGCGCCGAUUCAGACUUUGCAUGGAAGCGUAUAGGAUUCGUUGAUAAGCCAAACCGCCGAGCCUGGGAAGAGAUGGCUGGUGUCUGGAAAGCUCGAGCGGACUGGGUAGACGACCAAGCCCUUGAGGUUGACGAUGACUUAAAUGGACCGAGUGGAAUUGGGAGCGCGACAAAGGCCGAAUCCUCGCUGCCUCACAGGCGCCCUGACAAGCAGCAGAAUGGGACCAAGAAAAAGAGAGUCGAGAAGCUGGUGGUUGGGUGGGGUGAUGCCGCUUGGGUGAUCCACGUUAACCCAGGAGGCGCCGGGGUGGGUAAGGAUAUUGGAGAAAGAUCUGUUGGCAGCGCCGACAUAGACUGUAUUGUUUCUGGGAUUUCGCUUUAUACCCCUUCCUUGCUUCUUGUACUUGCUUACCGGACCCGCGAUGACGACGACAACCCCAUUACACCAACUGCCGAAACGACCCCACGCAGAGGAAUGCACCGCCGCCACAAUGGACUGUCUCCUGAGCUGAAAUUAAUCGAUGCGGCCACCUCCGAUGAAGUUGAGGUGGAUAUGCUCAACGUGAGUCGGUUCGAAACUCUUUCCUCGGCCGAUUACCAUUUGAGCACUCUUUAUGUUCCCCAUCCAAAGGCCAUGACGCCUGCUCAACGAGGUGCGUUGGAAGCUCUUGGCGGAGGCUUGUGGGAUGCUGGCGUUAGUGCGGCUCGUAUAUUUAGUUCGGGUGCGAGCGUCAUCAGCCUUCCUAGCAGUGGCGACAACGGUAAAGCAACACAGUCCUUGGAGUCUAGCAGCGGUGUGAAUUCUUCUUCUCCUUUCAUGGGGAAGCGACUACAGGACGUUCAUCCGGCUGCAGCCUCCGCUGGAUUGAAAAUCUUCAUCCAAAGCCCUUUCGACUGUGUCCUUGCUGUCAAACGUGACCUCGCGGACCAUUUCAACUGGGAACUAGAGCAUGAAAGAUACCAGGAGGCGUGGGAGCUCGUUGAUGAUCACCCCGAAAUUAUCACGGCAUCGUUCAGUAGACCUGCAGAUGCGUCUCCUAGCGGCACGCCAGUGAAAACUCAGGGAAGCCUUGUUGACUUCUUUGCCGAUGACACAGCUUCCCAAACGACAGUGUCAGCAGUUCGAAGUCAUAACUCGGCGGUCGAAAAAGAGAAGCGGCGUAUCGGUGACCUCUGGGUCAAGCAGCUUGUGUCUGCUAAAGACUGGAAGACAGCAGGAAAAGUCGCCGGCCGUGUGCUUGGAACAUCUGAGAGGUGGGACCACUGGUUCUGGAAGUUUGCUCAAGCAAAUCGGAUCGACGAGAUUGCACCAUACUUGCCCACGAAACAGAUGCAUCCACCAAUUCCGUCCUUGGUAUAUGAGGUCGUGCUAGGUCACUUCGUGAACCGCGAUAGGCUAAAACUCAAAGACUUUGCCGAUACUUGGGACUCGUCUCUGUUUGACAUCAACAGCGUAGCUGAGGCAAUCAAGAAGAAGCUGUCCGAAGGCGAGAUUACGGAGGACUCUGUGGAAGGCGGCGAACAAGCGAGAGACUGGCGCAUCCUACAAGACGUGCUCGCCAAAAUGUAUUUGUCUGGUGGCCGCCCAAGGGAAGCGUUAAAAUGCUACUUCCGCCUUCAAGAUGCCGACGCUGCUAUGAGUCUCAUUCGAGACCAUCAUCUUUUGGAGGCAAUCAGAGACGACAUUCCUGGAUUCAUCCUGCUUCGAGUGUCUAGGGAACAAAUGGAAUCGGCCCCAAUGCACGACUUACAAGAAGCGUCGAUAGAGGCAAUUCACCUCUUAGUGACGGAGGCUAAUCGUGGAGUUGUGCCCGCGCAGGAGGUUGUUUCUCAGCUAGAGAGCAAGGGUCUGUCAUUUCAGCCGUUCCUCUUCCUCUAUCUUAAGUCGCUUUGGAAGGGCGAAGGCAGCGAAAACAAAGGGAGCACCACUGCUGAUCGCGUUGCUGCCGAUGGCCUCAAGAUGAUGGCUGAAGAUUUCGGCGAUCUUAUUGUUUCACUAUUUGCGGAAUAUGACCGAUCGAACCUCAUGGAGUUCCUACGUUCAUCCCAAAGCUACAACCUCGACAAAGCCUCCGCCGUUUGCGAGGGCCGUGAUUAUAUACCCGAGCUGGUGUACAUCCUCUCUAAAACAGGUCAAACGAAACGUGCACUUUUCCUCAUCAUCAACACCCUCGCAGAUGUGUCUCGUGCGAUUUCCUUUGCCAAGGAGCAGAACGACCCUGACCUUUGGGAUGACCUACUGGACUACAGUAUGGAUAAACCGCGAUUUAUACGGGGUUUGCUAGAAGAAGUCGGUACGUCCAUUAACCCUAUCACUCUCGUGCGCCGCAUUCCUGAAGGCCUCGAGAUUGAGGGCUUGCGAGAGGGCAUAGGAAGAAUGGUUAGGGAAUACGAGAUCCAAUUCAGCAUAUCAGAGGGAGUAGCACGAGUACUAAGGGGAGAAGUGGCACAAGGCAUGGACAUAUUGCGGUCUGGGCAGAAGAGGGCGGUAAAAUUCGACGUCAUUCCUGCGGCUGACGAGCCUGAAGAGAAGACAUCCAACGUUGAGCAGCUACAUCUAGUCAAAUCAGACACAAGCGCUAAAGACGAUGCCUCGAAGUCCUUCAAUCCAUCGGCGCCCUCUGAGCCAACGCAACCGCAAUUGGAAGGGCAGGCUGGACCUGGUCACUGCACUGCUUGCCAUCGCCCCUUUUCUCUCCCCGGGUCCCUUCCAUCAACUAUCAAUGCCGACGAUGAUCUGGAACCAAGUCCUAUCCCUCCCUCGCGAGACACUCUUGUUGGCUUUGCUUGUGGCCAUGUUUAUCACCUGUCGUGUCUCCUGCCCAAGACCUCUGCGUCAGCUUCAGUAGCUGCAACGCUGCAGGCGCGCCUAGCGAGAGAUGCCGACGAAGACGGUGGGUGGGGGCGGAGUGUAGGGGCAAAGGUUUCCCAUGCGCAUGUCAUCAAAGGGGCUAUUGGGAGGGGGUGCGUGGUGUGCUUUGCGACGGAGGAAGAAGAGAGCAAUACUUGA
This is a messenger RNA of Mytilinidion resinicola, 3894 nucleotides long. RefSeq lists its product as uncharacterized. The coding region runs from base 1 to 3894 and encodes 1297 amino acids. The transcript has 5 exons. Gene Ontology annotation, biological process: vesicle-mediated transport; cellular response to starvation; protein targeting to vacuole. NCBI's taxonomy places the organism in Eukaryota, Fungi, Ascomycota, Dothideomycetes, Mytilinidiales, Mytilinidiaceae. Gene Ontology annotation, cellular component: HOPS complex; late endosome. Gene Ontology annotation, molecular function: protein binding. The record is from RefSeq and is a predicted model, not a curated record.